AGUCAGUGGAACUCAUGUUGCUUUAAGGCUGUAGGAGCACACGCAGGAUUUUAACCCUUUGUCACUUGUGUCUGCAGAGAGCCACAAGUGGGAAAAGAUCUGAGGAGGGCCCAGCAUCUUUCUGCCAGCUGCUGAUGUGCGUGGAAGGGAGGUCAGGUUGACAUCAUGAGUGACCGCUUCGACUGCAAAAACUGCGCAGAGUCCUUGUAUGGACGCAAGUACAUCCAGGUGGAGGACAACCCUCACUGCAUCCCCUGCUAUGACCGCCUGUACGCCAACACCUGUCAGGAGUGUAAAGAAAUCAUCAGUCACAAUGCCAAGGAGCUCUUCUACAACAACAAAUACUACCACGACCACUGCUUCCGCUGCGUGCGCUGCGAACGCUCCCUGGCCGGCGAGCCCUUCACCAGCCAGGACGACGCGCUAGUGUGCAGCGAGUGCUACGGCAACGAGUUCUCCGCCAAGUGUGUGGCCUGCGACAAGAAAGUCAUGCCUGGAUCCAAGCUGCUGGAGUACGGCGGCUCCACGUGGCACGAGCAGUGCUUCGUGUGUCACGGGUGCGAGAAGGCCAUCGGCGGCGAGGCCUUCUUCCCAGACAACAGCAACUUCUACUGCAUGCCGUGCUACGAGGGCAGGCUGGCCCCUCGCUGCAGCUGCUGCAAAAAGGCGCUGACUAAAGGAGGGGUGACCUACAGGGACGAGGUGUGGCACAAAGAGUGCUUCCUCUGCACGGGAUGCCAAACCCCUCUGGCCGGGCAACCUUUCACCUCGGAGGGGGAAAAGCCCUUCUGCGUCAAGUGCUUCAGCAGCCUCUACGCCAAGAAAUGCGCCGGCUGCAACACGGCCAUCACAGGUUUCGGAGACGGCAAGUACGUCUCCUUCGAGGAGCGGCAGUGGCACCAGCCCUGCUUCAAGUGCUCCCGCUGCUCCGUGUCGCUGAUCGGCUCCGGCUUCUUCCCAGACCGGGACCAGAUUCUGUGUACAGACUGCAACAAUGACGACUGAGCCCGCCGCAAAACUUUACCAAAAAACAUCCCUCCUCGUAGCUAAAUACGCCAUUUACCGGCUCGAAGAUCAGAAAGGAGUCGGUUCUCCGUAGAAUCCGUAUUUUCCGCACCAUAAGGCGCCCUGGGUUAUAAGCCGCGCCUUCAAUGAACGGCAUAUUUCAAAACUUUGUCCACCUAUAAGCCGCCCCGUGUUGUAAGCCGCAUCUAACUGCGCUAAAGGAAUGUCAAAAAAACAGUCAAAUAGGUCAGUCAAACUUUAAUAAUAUAUUAAAACCAGCGUGAUGUGGGCGUGCAUGGAGUCGUAUAUCAACAUGGACGGAGCUGCGUGAAGAAAGCCACCCGGCCUCUUCGCGUAAACUUAAACUUACCUUAACCACUCGCUCAUCUUUUCUUCAUCCAUCCCUUCGAGUUAGCUUUUAUGAUGACGCCGGCUGGAAAGGUCUCUUUUGGCAAGGUCUUCCUUUUGAAUAUCACCAUGGGUGGAAGUUUCUGGCCAUUAGCAUGGCAAGCUAGAACCACAGUGAAGGAUGACUUCUCAUUCCCUGUGGUGCGAAUAUUCACCGUACGUGCUCCCGUUGUAUCCACAGUGCGGUUCACAGGAAUAUCAGUUGCUGUGAAAUAGUAAUCCGUGUGCGGAUGGAGAGAUUGCGUCUUUUCAUGAACCGGAUCCCUGUCGCUUAGUAGGAGCCAUUUUGUGGUCUUUACAGAUGUAAACACACAAAGGAAAUGAAACGUACGUAAUAUCCGCGCGCUUUUUCUUCUUCUACGCGGGCGGGUGGUUGCUUACAGUAGAAGAAGAAGCGCUUCCUGUUCUAUGGGGGCGGGUGCUUACCUUGGCGGUUGCUUGCGUAGAAGAAGAAGCGCUUCCUGUUCUACCGGGAAAAAAGAUGGCGGCUGUUUACCGUAGUUGCGAGAUCGAAACUUUAUGAAAAGGAAUCGUAAUAUUAAUCCAUAUAUAAAGCGCACCGGGUUAUAAGGCGCACUGUCAGCUUUUGAGAAAAUUUGUGGUUUUUAGGUGCGCCUUAUAGUGCGGAAAAUACGGUAGUUGUUGAAAUAAACAACAAUUACUUUUGAUAUUCGGACUAAAUAUAGUAAACGCGUCCACCAAACAGGAUUAAAACAUGCAACUUCCCGUUCAAUGCAAAGUAGGCUUCAAAACAAAAGCAUGCUGGUAUUAACCACAGCAACUACUAAAAUGCACCCAUUUAUUUAUUAGUUUGUUUUUGGAUUGUUAGAUUGAGCUUAAUUGCAGCAUGAACAAUAACAAAUAUGCAUGACAAAUGAGAAAAAGGAUGUCAAUAAACUGUCGUAGGUUAAAAAUC
Nerophis lumbriciformis (worm pipefish) is the source of this 2329-nucleotide messenger RNA. Its product is annotated as four and a half LIM domains protein 3-like. The record is from RefSeq and is a predicted model, not a curated record. Gene Ontology annotation, molecular function: actin binding; transcription coregulator activity. NCBI's taxonomy places the organism in Eukaryota, Metazoa, Chordata, Actinopteri, Syngnathiformes, Syngnathidae. Gene Ontology annotation, cellular component: nucleus; Z disc; stress fiber. Gene Ontology annotation, biological process: actin cytoskeleton organization.